Molecule: messenger RNA, 1822 nt
Organism: Chara braunii
Lineage: Eukaryota; Viridiplantae; Streptophyta; Charophyceae; Charales; Characeae
Source: the annotation of a GenBank genome assembly
UCAGAGGGUAUAUGUCCUCURGCUCCCGGUGGGGAGGUGAGAGAAAAGGGUGGAGAGCAUAGCAUAGGGGAGGUGUAGCUAGAAGUCUAGCAACUCRCCAUGUGCUCGUCGAUGUCGACGCUGUUGAUUGGCUCAUCCAUGGCAGCCAUUGCACUCGUCACGAGGUAGUGGCUGAUAACCCACAUUUGAUCGCAGGGUCAGGGCAAAUGAAGCACUGUACAGUGCCGAUCACUAUCUCACCAACUGUAGGCCUCAGUCCGAAGGAGCGGCUUGAGGCGACAGUUUGCAGAGAGAAGGAAGGGAACCUUCAAGCUGGAGAUGGGUAUGGCGGCAGCCGUACUCUUUGCAGCGAAGGUUGGAAAGCAGAGGUGGAGGGGAGAGGAGGAGAGGAGGAGGGGAUGGUUCCAACAGACGGCUGCGCCACUUGUGAGGAGAUCACGGGUUUGGUGCGUAGGGGGGGUGAGUUAGGGGCCGGUGGGCGGGGCACCAGUUUUGCAGCAGGUGCAGUGGUGGUGGUGGUGGUGUUGGUGGCAAUUGUCGGGGUAGGUUGUACCUGUUGGAGUGGGGGGGUGGCGUGUUGUAACGGUUGCGCAGCAGUGGGGGGAUGGGAUGGUGGUAUGGUGGACGUAUUUAUGGCCGUGGUGGUGGUUCGUGGAGAAGAUUGUGCAUUUGAGAAUGGGAUGGUUGCCUGCCUGUGCCUGCUUCUCUGGAUGAUGUUGUCUUUGCGUUUGUACGAAGAGGAAGGGGUUGGGCGCUGCUUAUUAGCAGUUUGCGGGAUGAGUGUAGCAGCGAAGCUGCUGGCGAAGGGCAUGGUGGAGUAUGGAGCUCUGCCAAUUAGCUGUGUGGUGGUGCAUGUGGGGUCUGCAGCAGCGAGAUGGGACAGGAUGGCAUUUGGGACAUUUGGUGUUGUCGAGAGGGGCAAGGUUAGGAAAGUUGUGGUCAAGGUGCAACUUUCCAGUGGGGAAGGCGAUAGUGCAUUUGGCAGCGUCUUUUCGGCACUCAUCAAGAUCUUUGGGGGAGAGGUUGGCAAGGGCAGUGUAGGCUUGGAUGGAGAUCGGAGCGGCAUGGUUGAAAGAAUCCAUGCACCAGAGUUUGUUCUCAAACUGGGCACUGACAUUGAUCCAGCGAGAUGUUUGCAGUGGGAUGAAGGGUGCAUCGGGGGACAUCUUGAAGUUAUUGGAUCUGCGGGGUGUGGGAGUGCAGGUUAUGGGCUCGGCAGCGAGCUGCUGUCUCUCAGCAACCCUCUGGAUGUACCAAUCCAUUUCUGCUUGGGAGAGGUUCAUCUGUUUGGCAACUUUGAGUUUGUGCUCGCUGGAUUCGUGAUUGCUACUUACUUCCCCAGUGGCGGUAAUGUGUGUGGGCGUACCGUGGUGGUUUAUGAGAUGACGGAGCUACGGGAUGUAAUGCUAGAUCGUGACUUCGGGUUUGUAUCGGCGGAUACACGCUUCAACUAUCGCAGUUAUGAGGUUGAUGCAAAUGGUACGUUGGUACUUCGUAUGGAGAUGGGGUUGGGGUAUGUGGGAGAUGACCUUCGAGAUGUAGCAGUCUACGUUACAAAGGUGCACGAUGACGUGCCGAAUCGGGCUGGGGGUGGAGGUGACGAUCUCGUUGAGAAGAUCGUUCGUAUGCUGUUGUCGUGUGUGGCAAAUGAGCAUGAUGGGCGCAUGGCAGGGAUCGCAGAAUGGGAGGCUCAUCUAGAUGCACCGUUGGAGGCACGCCCAUAUCUGCAUGGGGAGUUGCGCUAUGAUAUGUAGCCUCUGGGGAUGGAGCUACUCAUGUAGUUGUAAGGGUUAGUAGGCAUGGUUUAGUGGCAUGGGGUUUG